ACCAGACAGAACCAAGCCACCGAGACUGACCUCUGCAUCCAUCCAUGGCGACCAAGAGCAGCGUCACCGGCAAUGCCGCCGCUAAGUCUUCGGCGCCAAAAGCAGCCGAGGAGCAGGUGUGCACGCUCCUCUCCAAGCGGCUCCAGCGCGUGUCGUGCCACUGCCUCCGCAUCGCCGCGGCGGUCCUCGUCGUCUACAGUUUCGCCGUCACGGCGUGGCGCGUGCGUCACCAGCCGCAGGACCUGGCCUUCGUCGCUGCCGCCUUAUUUCUCCUUGCCGAGCUCCAGGCGUGCCUCCGACGCGCCGAGCGGCUCGCGCCGGAAUCGCCCGCCGGGGAGAGGCGCCGAGUGCGGGCCGCCGUGUGGGCGCUGUCCACCGCCCUCAGCUGCGCGUUCGCCUACCGCGUGGCCGCGGUCAUGCCGCCGCCGCUGGCCGUCCUCGUCUGGUGCAUUACCGCGUCCGUCGGCCUCGUCGGUCUGUGUCUGCUUGUGCUCUGCAGAGACCAACAGUAUCAAGCGCUCCGCAACGACGAUGCCGCCUGCGACUGCGACAGAAGGGCCUCUGCCAAGACUAGUCCUACUGAUGAAUUGGUCUAAAGCAUUCAGAUUCAGGGGGGCAAGAAAUUACAAAGAGUUUUUCUGAAAAUGUCUUGGAUUUUGGUAUUGAUUUUCGUGCUAAUGCUUCCCUGCUG
Messenger RNA from Zea mays, 691 nucleotides. RefSeq lists its product as uncharacterized. The transcript has a single exon. NCBI's taxonomy places the organism in Eukaryota, Viridiplantae, Streptophyta, Magnoliopsida, Poales, Poaceae. Bases 45 to 596 code for a protein of 183 amino acids. The record is from RefSeq and is marked validated.